This is a messenger RNA of Pongo pygmaeus (Bornean orangutan), 3432 nucleotides long. It is a transcript of the gene ANKRD29, whose product is annotated as ankyrin repeat domain 29. The record is from RefSeq and is a predicted model, not a curated record. Bases 220 to 1125 code for a protein of 301 amino acids. The transcript is spliced from 10 exons. NCBI's taxonomy places the organism in Eukaryota, Metazoa, Chordata, Mammalia, Primates, Hominidae. Gene Ontology annotation, molecular function: protein binding.
AUGUGCAGUGUGCGCGCGCGCGAGCGCAGCGCGCCCCCGCGCCGCCCCUUCGGCCCGGCCCUGUGUGCGGCGGCUGCUGCCGGGUCGGGCGGCGGGAGCGCGCGGCGUCGGAGGCCGCCCCUUUGCGGAACGCCGAGCGCCGCGGGAGAGUGAAGGGCCGGGGAGGACAAGGAGCCCUGGGCCCGAAGCGCGCCAGCUCCCGCUCGGGCGACCGCGGACAUGUGCAGGAUGUCCUUCAAGAAGGAAACUCCACUUGCCAACGCUGCAUUCUGGGCAGCCAGGAGAGGAAACCUGGCGCUGCUGAAGCUGCUGUUGAACAGUGGCCGGGUGGACGUGGACUGCAGAGACAGCCACGGCACCACACUCCUGAUGGUUGCUGCCUAUGCUGGCCACAUAGACUGUGUGAGGGAACUGGUUCUGCAAGGAGCAGACAUCAAUCUCCAGAGAGAGUCAGGUACAACUGCCCUAUUCUUUGCCGCCCAGCAAGGCCAUAAUGAUGUCGUGAGAUUUCUCUUUGGAUUUGGAGCAUCCACUGAAUUUAGGACCAAAGACGGGGGCACCGCCCUUUUGGCUGCCAGUCAGUACGGGCACAUGCAGGUGGUGGAGACCUUGCUGAAGCACGGAGCAAACAUCCAUGACCAACUUUAUGAUGGAGCCACUGCCCUCUUCCUAGCUGCCCAAGGUGGUUACUUGAAUGUUAUUCGAUUACUGCUGGCUUCAGGAGCAAAAGUCAACCAGCCAAGGCAGGACGGGACAGCGCCCCUGUGGAUCGCGUCCCAGAUGGGCCACAGCGAGGUGGUGCGGGUGAUGCUGCUGCGCGGAGCCGACCGCGACGCUGCGCGGAACGAUGGCACAACAGCAUUAUUGAAAGCAGCCAACAAAGGGUAUAAUGAUGUCAUAGAAGAGUUGCUUAAAUUCUCACCCACUCUUGGUAUUUUGAAGAAUGGGACAUCAGCGCUCCAUGCAGCAGUGCUCAGCGGGAACAUUAAAACAGUUGCGCUGCUCCUAGAAGCAGGGGCAGACCCAUCCCUGAGAAACAAGGCCAAUGAACUUCCAGCAGAACUAACCAAAAAUGAACGUAUAUUGCGUCUCCUGAGAAGUAAAGAAGGUCCCAGAAAGAGCUAACUUAGCUCCAUAUUUGACAAAAAGAUAGAAAGUUUAACCACAUUGUCCAAAAAGAAAUUGCAUUUCAAGCAGUGUUGGAAAUUCUUUUAUGAAAAAAAAAAAUGCCCAGAAUGCCCACCCUGUGGGUCCCUGACAAAGAAGAGCUACGCUCUGUGCGCCAAGUCAAGAACCAAACAGCUCAGGGACCCUCUUGCCCCUUCACCAUGGACUUCUCAUGGUGUCCUGUAACUCAGCUCCCGGGGGGCCUGGCAUGUUCACAGAUUCCACAGAAACUCAUUUUCAACAAUGCUAACUUGGGCCUCUCAGUUAAACUCUAAGGUGGACAGGGUUCUCAGUACUAAGCAAGGAGACAGAAUGCUUUGUUCCUUUAAAAGACUGAAAAGCUGACCUUCAAUGGAUUGAUGCACUUUUGCUUUUGUGUUAAAUGUAGAUGUGCUAAAAUAUAUAGAUCUAUCAUAUUUUACCUACAUAUAUAAGUCAUUCCAGUAUAAAACAUUCUCCCCUACCCAAGAACCAUAGCCAUGAUUGUUCUAAAUCAAUGAAGUGUAAACAUACAUUAUUAAAAAACUACUUCUGACAUUCCAUUAUGUGCUAUUCAAAGAUGGACUAUUGAACUAUAGAAAAGACAGACUGUGCAUUUGUUCGUUGAUCCUCAUCUUAUUCCUGACAUGUAAAAAUCAAUUUUACAUAGAGUCAACAUUGUAGGUAGGUUACGAUACCAGUAGCAAAUUUGGAAAUUCAGAAAGUUAUAAACCACGAGAAAUAUAUAGGCUUGUCUCUUUGGUCUUUUAUUUUGGCUCUAUUGUUGGGAACCUAUUUCCUAUUCCAUAAGUAAGUAUACCUAACAUGCUGUGGAAUCUUGAGUUUCCAACACCGUGUUGCUUGAUAGAAUGACUUUGAGGUCCUUCGAUAAAAUGGGAUAUAUGCAAGUACAGUAUGUUGCUAUUACUGUUGCAGGAGUAUAAAUAAUAAAAGACUGUUAUUAGCACUUAGUAAGUCUUCAUCUAUGCAUGUUUUUGAGUCGACUGAUUAUAAGAACAAAAUAUGAGGUUUAUUGAAUUAUUCCUUUGAAGGAGAUCAAAACUUAUAUUCAAUGCACUUUAUAAUUAAUGGUGUCUAAAUGCCUCAGUCAGUGCCUAACUGCACAUACAAAAAUAAAACCUUCUUUCUGUAAUCUACCAAAAUAAACGCAAUGGUAUUUCUGCUAUUUAAACACAUCUUUAGCUUAUUUCUUCAUGUUCUGCUCUGGUUUUCAGUCAGUGUCUAUGUAAAGACAUGUUUAGAGGAAAAUGUUGUAAUCCCAAAAGAAUUUUUGUUUAACCAACUUUCAGUGUUACUAAAAGGAUUAUCUUUAAUUCAGUAAAUAAUAGAAUAUAAUCUUCAAAAUUAGAAGAUAUUCUCUUAAAAUUUAUUACAAUUAAUGCAACAAAAAUCAGCAUAUUUUAAUAAAUGUCUCAAGCAAGUGAGCAACUCACAGGCCCCAGAGGUGCCUACAGCCUGACCAGCUAUACAAAAAGCCUGCAACCUGAUUCUAGGAUAAAAUAUUAGAAAGCUCUCUGUUGCUAAAACAUCCAAAUAUAAACAUUUUGGUGGCUAAAAAGCAGUGCCAAUUUCCUCAUUGACAUUCUUUCAUUCAGCAAAUUUGUACAAAUAUACAUUUUCUCCUGUGGGAAUUUCAAAAAGCUAUAUUCAUUUUGAACAGGAAAAUAAUAUGGCCAUUUUUAAAUGCUUUGUAUUUUCCCCUUAGUUAGCCGUUAUGGCAAAAAUAGUUGCUAAUCACUGAUACAAAGCAAAAUGUUAUGGGUACUGAUAACAAAGUUCCAAAAGACAAAAUGAGAUGAAACACAAACUUACUGUUUUUCACUAAAACAUGUCAUUGGCCUAUUACAUCAAUAGUUUUAAGUGGGUAAUGUUCUUGAACAACAUUAGAGCCAUAAAAUUGAAGCCAGUAGCUUUAACAAUAUGGAGGCCUUCUUACUGUAGGUAAGAGGUGUCUAGCUUAAAAGGAUCACAUUUGAUCUAGAUGAGAUUACCCAUAGCAGGGAAAAUGAUUAAUCACCUACCAAAGACUGUACGGAAAGGUGUGUUAUUUUAAAAAUUGCAUUUUAGUUUGCAUACAUGUAAAUGAUUAUUCUAUGUUAAUCUAAUUGACAAUUCAGUUAGCUCCGCAUCCUAAGACUUAAAACUAGCAAUUCCUACGCAAAUCGUCUGCUUAACUGAACUACAAACAUUUUUCAUUAAUUCAUUUCUUUGAUGACAUAUUCCAUGUUAUAUAAUAAUUCAAAAUAAAGUUAAUAUACUACCCCA